CAGGAUUGCCAGACGCUGCCACACAGGACGAUGGUACUCACACUACUAGGAUACUUGCUGCUGCUUAUGUGGGCUGUGAGCGCAUCGGACGGAGUGAGAGAAGCUACGGUUGGGACGGACCACACCUCUCCCACACCCACACCACAGACCCCAGCCACUGACUACUACUCCCACAGUACCCCGGACAUCAAGGGGGGCAUGGAGCAUGCCCCCAGUCCGCUGGAGGUACACCAGGAGUCCUUCCCAGGACGGGUAUCAGCUACCGAGCCAUACAUUGAUCCCGCUACCCCGCUGAAGGUCCGCGCCUAUGCUGGCACCACUGCCUUCAUACCCUGCAUUGUAAAUAACCUCGGCCAACGCUCGGUGUCAUGGGUACGACACCAGGACAUACACGUGUUGACCGUGGGUCGCUUUACCUUCACCAACGACGACAGGUUUGAGGUCCACCACGACGAUGGUAGUAACGAGUGGGUGCUGAGACUUAGGUCUCCCACCGCCAACGAUUCUGGAACGUAUGAGUGUCAGAUCAACACCAAGCCAACCAUCACUCAACUCAUCAAUCUCAGCGUCCUUGAGCCACGAGCGGUGAUCACGGCAGGAAGAGAGCUCUACCUGGACAGAGGCUCAACUCUCCGUCUAACCUGUCAGGUUAGAGACGCCCCAACGCCUUCAGACUUCCUUCUAUGGUACCACGAGCAGAAGGUUGCUAACUACGAGGUAGAAAAGGUCCAGGUGACGGUGAGGCUUGAGAAUGGAACCACAGUGAGCAGUCUCACCCUGGGGGACGCCCAGGUGUACAACUCAGGACAGUACACCUGCAGUCCCUCCAACGCCAAGCCUGCCUCCAUCCGUGUACAUGUGCUCAGUGGUGAACAUCCAGCAGCCAUGCAGACCAACACAGCCCCACCAUGUCUGCUGUGUGGAGGGGCAACUACCACCUUCGCCUCCUCCAACUCCCUAUACAGCAGUGUCUGCUCCACAGCGUCGCUGCUCCCGUUGACCAUCUCUGCGGCCACAUCUGCGCUCUGCUUCAGGUCUCUGCAGCCGCUUCCCUUGACGCUGCUGCUCCUGACGGUGGCGUUGCGGGUGUUCACAGCGCUUCUCCAGAUCUCUUGAUCAUCCUCAGGGGAGACUUCGAUGGUUUUCUUUGCCUACCGAAGGUGUCACGCCGUGUGAGCUCGCGGCUCUCUCCCGGUAAAGCUAUUUCAUUACAUGAUCGUUGGACUUUUAUCGUCUAUAUCAGACGCACUUGUGUAAAUACAAAAAAUUAAUAAAACUUUGUGGUAAAAAUAUUUUUUUCUGUGUGUAUGCGCGUGCUCAGGCGCAGCUGCGAUCGUUCAUCUCAGCGCCAUCAUGCGCUGGGAGUUAUUUUUCUGGGGCUGUUGGAGACAUGGAGAAGCUAAAAACUCUUACAAGGACAUGCAGAAACUUCGUGAGUUUAUUAUAAUUAUAGCUAAGUGCUAAACCCAUAAGGGUCAUACAUAAUUUAUUUUUGUCCAGGGAUUCGAUCCCCGGAGCUCAUUGAUGAGAGGCGCGACUCUCACCACUGGGCUACGACUGUUGGUGAAGCCGAGAACUCAAGGACCUAAAGAAGCCUCUAGUGUCCUCAUCUUUAGGGGACGAGAAACAGAGACGGGGACUCCGGUCUUCUUCUUUUGGCAACCCAUUUAGUUGCAUCUUUUAAAGCCGAGUAUUUUGUUUUGUACCUCCCAGGAGCCGGUUCUGCAAAUGACUCUGAGACUGUCCGGUGUACUGCAAGGUCUCGGGAGACGUUCAAAAUGAAACUGCCCGGUCAGAUUCUCUGAAUUGUUCCCACACUCUUCAAUUUUCAAAAGCCCUUGAGGUCCCUUGAAUAGACGCAGGAUCUAAAAACUCUGGAUUAUUUUGAUUUUAUGGGAAAGCGCUAAACCCAUAAGGCUCAAACAGUGCCUGAGGUAUGGAAGGUAAACAUUAUUGUUAUUUUAUUCAUGGGGAAAUUUCGUUGAUGGAUAAAUGCAUGCGAGUUUUACCGGGUAGAAACAAAGAACUUUAUAAUACAAUUUAACCUCGCGUGCCGUAAGGUCAAUGCGCCACGCAUCACGGCGUGUAAUGGUUUACUUCUCUCAUAACUCCUGCUAAUGACAGAUCUUGGGUAAGUCUUGUCCUCACGGUAACUUGGCCGUGCCAGCAAUUCGGUAUCCCCCAAGGCAUACUUGUAACUGGUGGCCUAAAUUAUUUGUUCCUUCUUUCAAGGUUUUCGUUUAUAACCUGAAAAUGCCUCAUCUGAUCACCUUCAAUUUUUUUUUAUGCCAGGGAAUUUCAUGCAACUUUUGGCAGGUGCAGCUACGAUCUGAUAAGUGACAUUUGCUGUAGAUCACUCGCAGUGUCCUGGCCAUAAUUUGGGAAAGCCACUCCUGAUGGCGUUCAAACUUUCAACGCUGAUGGAUCCUAUUUAGAAGAAAGUUGGGAUUGUAAUUGGACUGUGUAGGUACUGAUUUGCACCGACACACUCCAGUUUUAUUUCCCGUAAAAUAACAGCAGUAGGCCUGUCUUGAAUGGCUUAAGCCUUUAAUGGCUGUUGCAGCUUUUGGAAAGUAUGAUACAAUUUGGGGAAAAAAAAGUGUAGGUGUACAUUUUCCUUUUUGCUGCCAUAAUUAAUAAACUCGGAAUUGACGGAUUCUGUAUGAUACCUGGAGAAUGCAUAUUCUGAUCAGAUUCAAACUUUUAGCCAUGUCAUUUUUUUUCAAAGAAAGUUUUGGAAUGAUUUUGAGUUAUGUAUAUUUUUAUAUGCUAGUUUUGCUAACCAAACUGUUUUUCAUGUAAUGGAAAAUAAUGCCUCUUCUAACAGGGCUUAAAAUUCUAAAAGCAAGUGUGUCAUAGAAAAAACUUUGCACUAGGAUGAAAAUGUAGGUGCUAAUUUGUUAAUUUUGUUGAAGAUAUUGGUUUUCGUGCAAUAAUUUAUGAAUGCUUCACCCGAUCGACUUCAAACCUUACAGUCAGAUAACUUGAGAAUUCAUCUUGAGAACGACUUCAAAUUUGAACUGCUGGUGUAAUUUCGGGCUAAAACAAAUCUCUUCGCGAUAACUAGAGAAUGCCUCUUCCAAUUGGCUUUAAACUCCCAAAUCUCGUGUAUCUUAGUGGAAGACUCAAAUUGUUUUUGGGUUGUGUAGGCGCCGGCACGACUUGCCAUUUUUAUUGGAGAAAUUGUGAUGUUAAUUUUCAUGUGGUUACUUUCGAAUACUUCUUCUUACUGACUUCAAAUCUUCGAAACUGAUAUUGGACUGCAUAGGAAGCUUACGUAGCACUUUGUACUAUUCCUUCUGUGCACACUAAGAUUGAGGGAGCUGAGCUUAUGGGAUACGGGGACCGAAACACAUUUUGUUAACUUGCGGAUGUUAAGGAUUUUUAUAGGUUAAGGUUGCAUAGGAAAUAUCAAGCUAGAUGACAAGGAAGGAAAACAAGUGCAAAUAAACCAGCGUAGAAAUGAAGGUUACGGAGCUAAAGAGACGUGUGAAAUCGCAAGAUUGUCUCUUCUAAUUAUUGGAGACAUUCACUGUGUUUCUGUCCCAGGAAAAUAAACACAAAUGUGGUAUAAUGCGUGCUUUUGCUUACUAUUCUCGCCUCCACAGUUGACUUUAUCAAGUCAUAAACAGGGUAAAGAGUACAUGAGUAUAUAUGGUGUAGUGAAUCAGGUGGAGAAUGUUCGGGAGGUAUAUAUUAUCUUUUAUCUCCAUACUAUCUCUGCUACAGCUGCGUUAUGUAUUGUUUCAACGAACGUAUAUCUCUAAUUACGUUCUAUUUAGCUUGAAUAUCCAGAGGAUGAGCAACACAUCACCUACGAUACCUCAGCUUCAAAAUCAUAAAAGGUCGAUCACCAGUGUCAGACGACCAAAAGCUCCAGCUACGGGGUUAUUAUAUGACUAAGACCCACGUCAGGAAACACUUAUUCCGUUUCCUGACAAACCUUACCUAACCUAACCAAGCCGAUCACGUUACUGCAAAAUACACAUUCUGUACCUCCACACCUACAUCAUGCUGCUUUGAAAUUGGGUUCAUCAUUCUGAAAUGUACCAUACUGCUUUGAAAUUGGGAUCAUCUUUCUAAAAUGUAGCGCUCACAGUUCACGUCUUGUUUUGCUCCACACUGGGAAGUUAAUCAAUGCAUUAUUGUUAUGUAAUUUCCACUUUCACUAACCAAAAUAAAAAAAAAACUCGUAUCCCUGCAAGAAUAUUUUUUACUCGCUGUAAAUGCCACCUGUAAAUAGUGUAAAUUUUGUAAA
Messenger RNA from Cherax quadricarinatus, 4258 nucleotides. RefSeq names its product zwei Ig domain protein zig-8-like. Gene Ontology annotation, cellular component: neuron projection membrane. Lineage: Eukaryota; Metazoa; Arthropoda; Malacostraca; Decapoda; Parastacidae. The record is from RefSeq and is a predicted model, not a curated record. Gene Ontology annotation, biological process: synapse organization.